AAGUGGUUCGAAGGGCUGGAGUCUCGGUUCAAGAACAAAUCCAGCUACAUGAGGCACAGCUGUGAGAGCAGAAUGCGGGGCUACAUGAGAGAGGUUAGUGGUUUUAUUUCAAACGUUCAUCCUGCAGCAAGAGAUGCCUACAGAGGGGUAAUCGACCUGAUGGCAGAGAAACUGAAAUCUGUGAAGUAUAACGGGUGCUACUUUGACAGAAGGGAGGAGGAGGAGGCAGCACGUCUGUGCACUGCGGAGGGGUGGUUCUCCUGUCAGGGACCUUUUGACAGAGACGACUGCCCGUGCAAGCAUUCCAUCAACCCCUACAGCAACAGGGAGAGCAGGAUCCUCUUCAGCACCUGGAAUCUCGAUCACGUAAUUGAGAAGAAGCGUGCUGUUGUCCCAGAACUGGCAGAAGCUGUCAAAACACGCGACGGAAGAGAAGUGAACUGGGAAUAUUUCUAUCAGCUGCUGUUUACCCUGGAUAAUUUAAAACUCGUACAUAUUGCUUGCCAUAAGAAAACCACUCAUAACCUCAGCUGUGACAAAACCAAAAUUUACAGAAAGAGGAAGCAAAACCACGAGAUUUCCUAGUGCUGUCUCUGGAAGGGACCUGCUACUUUUUGCAAUCAUGUCAGUGCUGUUGUUUUUAAAUAGCUCCAGUUUCUUAAACAAGAACUAUUAAGAGUGCCUGGCACGGGACUGGCUGAGUAACACAACCACAGCUCACAAAGCACACGCUGAUGCUCCCUCGCCUUCCCACUCCCUGUGAGCCUCCCUCAGCUCACACUGUGCCAAGGGUGUUAAAAUCCAGCUGUGAGGGUACAAAAUGAGCCAGAGGCUGACACUGUUUCCACCCUACCAUCUCUUUCUUGCCAUGACCAGUGUCGGCACAAAACUUGCAGUACACAGAAAGGAAACCUGGACAAAACAUUUCUCACAAACUAAUCUGGGGGGGCUCGUACAUUCCUGUUCUCUGUAAGCCAGACAAGGAAUGAUUUAGGACCAUCGUUUUGCUCUGUGCCUUUUGCAGGUAGGAGGGAGUGUAUUCCAGGAAUGGCAAAGGUGAUUCAGCAGCAGAGCUGCCACCUCACCUGUGCCAACCUCCUGCCUUCAUCCCUGACCACUCCUUUGCUGUUCCUUCAGAUGUGCAUCUCCCAGAAGGAAGAGCAAGGCCAUGGCAUAGCUUUGCUUUGUUUGCCACCUCCCCAUUGAUUCCCUCUUCUUUUGAACGUUUUCUGCCUUUUCAGCUUAAGUUUGCUUGAAGCACCACCAGCAGUGACAUCUAUAACAAUCAAGUUUACAAUAAUCAUGUUUACCUGGUGCUGUAGAGAAUAUUGAUGGGGUAAAAUACUUCCUACCUCAGGCAAUAAAACACAAAUAGAUGGAUUUUUACUUGAUUUUUUUUUUUUAAAUACCAGCUGAUAGCAAGUGAACUUUUAGGGACUGUUGCUGUAAACAGUGUGAAUUUUUUCAAAUAAAAAAAAUGACCCCUUAUCUGUGUUUGUGAAUAUGUG
Manacus vitellinus (golden-collared manakin) is the source of this 1508-nucleotide messenger RNA. RefSeq names its product DNA fragmentation factor subunit beta (gene DFFB). Lineage: Eukaryota; Metazoa; Chordata; Aves; Passeriformes; Pipridae. Gene Ontology annotation, biological process: apoptotic DNA fragmentation. The coding region runs from base 49 to 585 and encodes 178 amino acids. The record is from RefSeq and is a predicted model, not a curated record. The transcript has 5 exons. Gene Ontology annotation, molecular function: DNA endonuclease activity. Gene Ontology annotation, cellular component: cytoplasm; nucleus.